This is a messenger RNA of Gavialis gangeticus (Gharial), 1261 nucleotides long. It is a transcript of the gene HADH, whose product is annotated as hydroxyacyl-CoA dehydrogenase. The transcript has 8 exons. Gene Ontology annotation, molecular function: (3S)-3-hydroxyacyl-CoA dehydrogenase (NAD+) activity; NAD+ binding. Lineage: Eukaryota; Metazoa; Chordata; Crocodylia; Gavialidae. Bases 1 to 864 code for a protein of 287 amino acids. Gene Ontology annotation, cellular component: mitochondrion. Gene Ontology annotation, biological process: fatty acid beta-oxidation. The record is from RefSeq and is a predicted model, not a curated record.
AUGGGCGUGGUGGUGGGCAAGGGACUUGGUGCCAGGGAUCCAAGAUCUCACGUCGCUGCAGCAGCUGGUCACACGGUGGUCUUAGUGGACCAGACAGAUGAAAUUCUGAAAAAUUCAAAGAAAGGAAUUGAGGAGAGUUUGAAAAAAGUAGCAAAGAAGAAGUUUGCAGACAAACCUGAGGCUGCCACUCAGUUCAUUGAGAGUACCUUAAAGAACUUGACAGUGAGCACAGAUCCAGUAGCUAUUGUACACAGCACUGAUCUUGUGAUAGAGGCUAUUGUGGAGAACCAGGAAGUGAAAAAUGACCUCUUCAAGAGACUGGACAAGUUUGCUCCAGAACAUACCAUAUUUGCAAGCAAUACUUCAUCCUUACAAAUCACACAGUUGGCCAACUCUACUACCAGGCAGGACCGCUUUAGUGGCCUCCAUUUCUUUAAUCCAGUGCCUGUAAUGAAGCUUGUAGAGAUUGUCAAGACACCAAUGACCAGCCAAAAGACUUUUGAGUCACUUGUGGAUUUCACCAAAGCACUGGGAAAGACUGCGGUAUCUUGCAAGGAUACUCCUGGAUUUAUUGUAAACCGUCUCCUUGUGCCAUACCUGAUGGAAGCAGUCCGGCUUUAUGAGAGAGGCGAUGCAUCAAAGGAAGAUAUCGAUACUGCUAUGAAACUUGGGGCUGGCUAUCCCAUGGGUCCAUUUGAACUGCUGGACUAUGUUGGGUUGGAUACCAGUAAAUACAUUAUAGAUGGGUGGUAUAUGUCAGAGCCAGACAAUCCUCUUUUUGCUCCCAGCCCACUGCUGAACAAACUGGUAGAGGAGAAGAAGCUGGGUAAGAAGACUGGAGAAGGAUUUUACAAAUACAAAUGAACUCCAAUGGAUGGGAAGUGUCACGCCGUCCAUAUAAGCAUGUGCCACUUGCAGUUCCCAUCUUGUGUGUGGAUGCUGUUUGAUCAAGCCUUUCCUAGGACGGCAUGGGUUGUUCUGUGCACUUAGAUAAUAAUCUGUCUCUGAAUUGAGUGAUUGUUCUAGUUAACAGUUUCUGUACUGAGAGCUGAAUUAGUCUCUAUUAAUUUUUCCUGUAAUUUGGAAAGCUUUACACAUAUAGUGCCUUCAUGUAGAUGUUGAUCUUUCAGAAGCAAGAUGUUUUACUUCUUUUGCAGACAAAAUGACAGUGGAAUUCAUGUAUUUGAACAGUUUGUUAUAUUAACGGGGUAAAAAAAACACAUUUUCAUGAAAAUAAAGUUGUUAUUAAUUCUGUAUGGAA